UCUGUGGGAUGCAUCGUCACUGGCCAGAGGUCUUCUACCUGCUGCAUUAGCUCCGCCACUCUGUUCUCUUUUCAAAAUUUCAGCAUCUGCAGACCUUUCUCAACAUUAGUUUUUAAGUAUUUGAGUACAAAAAUGUCUGAAAGAAAAGCUGUCAUUAAGAAUGCUGACAUGCCAGAAGACAUGCAGCAGGAGGCUGUGGAAUGUGCUACUCAGGCACUAGAGAAGUACAACAUUGAGAAAGACAUAGCAGCUUACAUCAAGAAGGAAUUUGACAAAAAGUACAAUCCAACCUGGCAUUGUAUUGUGGGCAGAAACUUCGGAAGUUAUGUGACUCAUGAAACUAAACAUUUCAUCUAUUUCUACUUGGGCCAGGUAGCUAUCCUUCUUUUUAAAUCUGGCUGAAGUUGCUGAACAAAUGGCUUCCAAAUGAAGUUGGUCCAAGUAAAAGACUACUUUAAAGAAAACCUUUUUGACUAAUCUACAAAAGGAAACAUAAGGAAGAAUAUGCCCUAUGUAAUUUCUGCAACGAUGGAUCAAAUUUUUCAAGCUGCCCUUUUUUCUCCCAAGUCUUUCUAUGACGGGUCACUGGAGUGUUCUGGUGACUUGUAUUUAUUUUCUUUUUUUUCCAACAUUUCCAGUUCAAUAAACACGUUUUGAUAU
Amblyraja radiata (thorny skate) is the source of this 660-nucleotide messenger RNA. Its product is annotated as dynein light chain LC6, flagellar outer arm. Gene Ontology annotation, cellular component: cytoplasmic dynein complex. The transcript has 3 exons. Gene Ontology annotation, molecular function: dynein intermediate chain binding. The coding region runs from base 133 to 402 and encodes 89 amino acids. The record is from RefSeq and is a predicted model, not a curated record. Gene Ontology annotation, biological process: microtubule-based process. NCBI's taxonomy places the organism in Eukaryota, Metazoa, Chordata, Chondrichthyes, Rajiformes, Rajidae.